Bipolaris maydis ATCC 48331 is the source of this 480-nucleotide messenger RNA. Its product is annotated as stress responsive A/B barrel domain-containing protein. The record is from RefSeq and is a predicted model, not a curated record. Lineage: Eukaryota; Fungi; Ascomycota; Dothideomycetes; Pleosporales; Pleosporaceae.
AUGUUGAUAACAAACAAGGCAGUUGGCCUCGUCCUGCUGCUGCUGCUCGGCACUAGUCUCCUGCUGUUCUCGCGCACCGUGGGACACUCGCUGGCAGAGUCUUUCUUUGGGCCCCAUGCACCCGUUAUACCCUACACCACGCAUCUCGUCCUGUUCCAGUUCAAGCAGGGCGCCAGUGCGUUUGCCAUCAAGGAGAUCACUUCCCGCUUCUUUGCACUGGCCAAGGAGUGUGUGCAUCCAGGUUCGACGAGACCGUACAUUGUGUCAGUCGCAGGCGGCAGGGACAUCUCGACGGAAAAUCUCCAGAAUGGCGUCAGUCACGCUUUCGUCUUGCAGUUCCACUCCGUUGAAGAUCGCGACUACUACGUGAAUGAAGAUCCAGCCCACAGGGCCUUCAAAGAGGCUGCUAGUGCAGUCGUGGAAAAGGCGACAGUUGUGGAUUUUCAAAACGGCGUAUUCACUGAUGCGUUGCGAGUCUAG